This is a messenger RNA of Ooceraea biroi (clonal raider ant), 6377 nucleotides long. RefSeq names its product transcriptional repressor p66-beta simjang (gene simj). Gene Ontology annotation, biological process: negative regulation of transcription by RNA polymerase II. The record is from RefSeq and is a predicted model, not a curated record. Gene Ontology annotation, cellular component: NuRD complex. NCBI's taxonomy places the organism in Eukaryota, Metazoa, Arthropoda, Insecta, Hymenoptera, Formicidae.
CUCACCCCUCUGCUUAUUCAACCCAGAAGGUGUAACACUGUUGGUGAUGCGCGGAGACGAUACCCGGCGGAAUUGAGCCCGCUGGAGAGUAAGUGGGGGAAGAGGUGGAGACACAUUAACGAGGCGAGCAAGGCCGCCAUGUUGAGUCACUCUCGUUAAUUUUUGUGCAGAGGCAUCGCGAAUUUUUUCCCCGGUCCGCGCGCUCUCGGAAGGUAGCCGCGCUCAAGGUUGUGUGCCCGGGCGCGCAUCGCGGCCGCGGUAAAUCGUUCGGCCAGCGGAUCCCCACCUUUCCUUCCCUUUCCCUCGGUUUGCCGGUUAUCCCGCGUUCGGUCGCGCACGCAACUGUCUUUCUCUCUUCCCUCAUGCUUUCCUCGUACCCAGUAUCAGCGGCACUCUGUAAAGCCUUGUGCCCACGAUGUUAGAAAUCGGUCCGAAAUCUCGAGCCGAGAAUUGCGGCUAGUCAACUUGCAGCUUUGCCGUAAGAGCGUAAGUUGAUUGGCCGCAUAAUUCUCGGGCCGAGAUCUCGAACCGAUUUCUAGCAUCGUCGACGCAAGGAUGCGAACGUCGAGUCCAAUGAGUAAUAUCGAGAGGAGGAAGAGGGGAGUCCAGAAGUCCGACUCGCAUGUCCGCUGCACCGCACGAAUUCGUGUCUAUCUUCGACUUCGUAGAUUGACCGCGGUCGAAAGAAUGGAGGCCAUGGAUGACGGAGACUCGGUAGUGGAUCUGAGUAUCAGCAGCAGCGGCAGGCGCAAUUCUCCGUCUCUUCCCGUAAAUUCUGACAUCCCGUUAGAUUUAGGCGUUCACUUUUCCGCCAGUUCUAACUUGGAAAACAACAUGCCGGAAGCUCGUAACAUACAGAACGCAGCACGGGGUAUUCUGCCUCUCAAACGGCCACAUGGCGACGAUCGCAAGCCACGUCGUAAUCUUAGACCUAGAAUCGAAAGAAGCUAUGCCGAGAGCCCUGAUGAACCCAGAAUGAAUGGAUAUUUAAACGGAAAUGCAUCGGACAGUGAUGAAGGUGACAUGCCUCCGUUGCUACCGAUCAAGGAACUCUCAUCUGAUGAGUUGGCUGAACGAGAGAGGACACUCAGGAAGUACAGGGAGGAACUCAAGUCGGAGGAAAUGAAACUGGUGCUUCUGAAGAAGAUACGUCAAUCCCAACAAUUAAAGGAGAACAUCGCGGCGGUGCCAAAAGUGCCCAGCAAACUACCGCCAUCGGUAACGGUUCAGCAGGUGCCGCACAGAACGGGGAAACCGCCGCCACCUUUACUCAGAGGUCAACCUGCACCAAGUAGAAGUAGUAGUUUACAUGCUCCACCGCCUAGCUUGGUAUUACCACCGACAGCUGGUCGCAAUACCAUUUCCAGCACGGGAAUGCCUCCGAACAUGGUGAUACCGCAACCACCUCAUCCUCGGGGGAGACCACCUAGUGUAGCCGCGGCGACCGUGUCAAGCUAUCACGCGCCGACGGACAGAACGGAGAGAUCCACGAAAGACCCCACACCAGCCCCAGCGCAUCAAGUAAGUAAGCUGCUUGCUGGAUCACAAGAAAAUAAAGCCACUGCAUCCUUAAGCACACCUGUGAAUUCGGAACAGGAGAGAACAACGCGAGACGAGACACCCGCUCAACGUCAAGCUGCUGCCAAGUUAGCUCUCAGAAAGCAGCUCGAGAAAACGUUACUGCAAAUACCACCGCCGAAGCCACCGCCCCCGGAGAUGCACUUCGUCCCGAAUCCUUCCAACACGGAAUUCAUAUAUUUGGUUGGUCUGGAACACGUGGUUGAUUUUAUAACGAAGGAGCCAGCUGUACCGCCACCACCCGAGCCGUUUGAGUGCUCGCAGUGCAAAACUGAUUUUACACCUGUGUGGAAAUGGGAAAAACCUAUGCCUGGUGGUAAAAAGGACAGUCCCAGGGGGCAACAUGCAACCUUCCAACGACCAUCAGCCGGUCGUGAUCCCAGAGUCAUAUGCGAGCAUUGUGUGACGACUAAUGUGAAAAAGGCAUUGAAGGCAGAGCACACUAACCGAUUAAAGACUGCUUUUGUGAAAGCGCUACAACAAGAACAAGAGAUAGAACAAAGGCUAGCGCAGACGGCGUGUCCGAGUCCAGAUCCUCCAGCCCCGAAACCAGUUCCUAAAGCAGCUACUCCCACAAGAAGAGUGGCCACGCCGCCUGCACCACCACCGCAGGUACCGCCGGCACCCACGUUAACGCCGACACCACCAGCGCCGAAAUUGCAGGAGCAUCCUUUGGUGAAGCUGGCUGAAAGCGGAAAAUUCAGCCCGCAUCACGCCGCUGCUGCAGCAGCCUUGCAGCAACAAUUGCUCAGAGAACUAGCAAAGAAUCCAGUGCCGGGUAUACCGCAUCAACCUCUUCCCGCUCAUAUGAUGCCUCAUUUUACCUCGAUAUUGUAUCCCUAUCAAUUAGCAAUGGCACAGGCUGCCGGCAGCAAAGGCCUUGUAGAGUUACAACGACAAGCGGCGGAUAUACAACGUCAGUAUCUGCUCGACAUGAUUCCGUCGCAAGCAUCCCAAGCACAAGGCAAUCAAGCACCACCGAGAGCUCACCCGCACAACUGGAAAACGUAACCGGACGCAUUUAAAGGAUGACACGAUAGUAAAUGCGGAUAAAGAUAAAAAACAGUGAACACAUGUGAUGGAAGACGGAACAGCACGUGAUUCCCAGGUGUGUGCGUGUUUCGUUCCCAGAAAGGGAACGUCGGCGGAGUGUGCGAUUGGUCGUAUGCAUUUUUGAACGUUACGCCAAUCGCAGCGUUCAGUAUCUCGGUUAAGAUGAAGCUCAAGUUGAUGCGUUGGGGGAGGCGGAUUCGUUAGUACUGUAUAAAGAGUAAAUAAUCGUUGUGAAUAUGUCAAUUGACGUGUAUGUUUAAUGAUUUUAUUGUUAUCUAAAGGGUCGAGAUUUCAUUUCCGUCAUUGAGCAUACAUUUUUAACACUUGAAUAUGAAUAUUUGAUUAUUCAGAGAACAACAGAAGAAUGACAUUUUAAAAUCGCGAUUGUACGUUUCCGCAUGAUGAAAUUUUCACACAAUAUAUUAUUAUUAUUUUUCAUUGUCCACCGAGUCCACAAAUAAUCUAAGUGUAUCGACGACAGCGUAUUAUUACAUGAAUGCAAUCGCUUGAAUUAUUGCACACGGUUACUUGACUGGCUGUUGAUGAACGAGCGGAUCGUCUCGCCAUUAUUUUUUUUUUCUUUUUUCCAUUUCGUCUACAUCGUAUGCUCCACACGGAAGCGAGUUUUUCUAUCUUUUAUUUUUCUAGCUUUUAUUGAAUAAUUAAUUAAAAUCAAUAAAACGUCUCCAUUUAUGAAUUUUUACUCAUCUUCUCUCUUUCAUUUUUUUACUUAUUUAUUUAUAACAAAAUUAGUGAUAUUUAGCGAAAUUGUGAAAUGGGAACGCUCGUUCGUGCAACAUCGCAAGUCCAGUAGCUCUGUUUUACAAUAUAAUAUAAAGAACCAAAUAGACAUUUGCAAGGCACUAAGUAAACCAAUAAUAAAUGUAAAGUGAUUUACGAAAGUGGGAUAAUUAAUGCAAUAUGUGUUGUAAAGAUAACCGCAGACGAGGAGGCGAGUGCGAUGCAAGAUUAGGAAGUUGAUGGAAAAAAGGAUCUUCUUAGGCCCUUAGAUUGAUAGUUAAGUCGAUUUUUGCCGUUGAUCUCGAGGAGUCUUGCGAUCAUCGGCAGUACCUGUACUAUCUGUAUAUCUCAUUAUUUUCUCCGAACUGUAUUUUUAAGACGAGUUAAACACAGGAUAGGGUUGUAGGUAAGAGGAAAAACGAAAGAAGACGAUCUUUGUAAAAGAAAAGUACGAUAUGUACGUGUGAGUGAUAAAGCAUGUGAGGUGUAUAGCAAUUUUUUUUCUCUCGAUACGCAAGGUGUAGUAUGAUUUUUUAAUGGGAUGACACGAGUGUCACUCGCGCACAAGUAUUCUCCUAUCGAAAUUGUUAAGUCGCGCAUCAAAUCGAAUCGAAUCGAAUUCGCACGUGCCCCGCAGAACGAUGUGCGAGGUAUACGCGAGAUUUGACUUGCGCCUUCGUUGAACACUGAAAAUAAAAGACUCGGACGAAAAUGGUGAGGAUAAUCACGGAAUUCGUCUUUUAAUGCAGCGCGAUUGAUUUCACGUCACAUUCGAUGUAAAAGUAUUUAAAGCUCCUAUUAGAGAGGGAAAUACGUAAUCGAGAUUUUGCGAAUUGUUAUGAGAUGGCGACCGCCGGAUUCUUACGACGUCCUUUAUAAAUCUGCACUUAAACGAGUUAAACGUAUCCGGCACUUAUCCCAGCAAUACUAUUAAUUAUCAAUACAGCCCCUUCUCCCCUUCUCCGCCUCUGAUAGUCUGAUUUCAUUCUGGGCUAAUCGAUCUUGGUCAUACAUUUUCGAAUCAAUUAAAUAUAUAGUACUAUAGUCUUGAUAUUUCUUGGUAUAUGAUACAACUUAAUAAACUAAAAUAGUGCAUAAUCGUCUCUCUUUGUAUUACAUGAUAGAUUUUGAACUCGUACUUGAUAUACAUGUACACCGUAAUAAGUCUACGAUCGCAUAAUAGAUCAAGAUCUGUGUUUUUUGUGUAAGAGAAACCGUAAUAAUGUUGUCAACUAAUUGCUGUCAUCGAGGCACUACCGUCGUCGUUUUCCUAAGACGAAAACCAGGUGCGAAAUAUAAUGACAAUGUGAAGGAGGAGAGAAUAUAGACACAAUAUAUCUUAGAAGCUUGAAUGUAUUUCCCCAAGAGAGAAUGGAGCAAUAUUUUGUAUAAUUUUGAUAAUUGAAGAAUUUAUUUCUGAACCAUCUUAAAUAAAACAGAGGUUGAAAAGAUUUAAAGUUACAAAAUUAUAAAGAUUUAUGUAUGUGUGUAAAAAUUAAUAUAUUAAUAUACAAUUAAUCUUUUGUUAAACAUUUCAUAUUAUACAUAGCAGUGUAUGUAUAAUAUUUUUUCUAUAUUUUAAUUUAGCAAUUAUAAUUGAUAGUAACGGUAGCUAAAAUUGCUAAAUAUAUUAUAUUUUGAAAGUAUUUCGCAAAUUAUAUAUGAGCAUUCAUAAUAAUGUAAAAUAAAUGAAACAAAAGUUUUGCAUACUAACCCUUGUAUGAAUUACUACUUUUAGAAAAAUUAAAAGUAACUUUAGUUAUAAACAAAUAUUGACUUGUUGCUUAAAUAUCUUUAUUUUUAAAUACUUGUAAUUGUCAAAAAUUCUAAGAUUGUGACAUUUUUCAAAAUUGUGUUGAUCAGCAUUAAAUAAAAUGUAUUUGCAAACAUUAAACGGCAAAUAACAAAAAUAUAAGAUAUACGUUUGCGAAAUCUCUCUAUACAAUUACCUAAAGUUUACAUAUUUAAAAUUGUUAUGCACAAAUUCUGUUUGACACAGCACUGUUAUUAAACCUACCUCAUGUUUUAUUAGAUUGAUAUUAAAAAUUAAUUUUAGAAUUUAGAAUGCAAGAUAUGAUUUGGUACAGACUGACAAACUAAUUAAAAUAUUUUAUAGAAACUAACAUUUCCACGGAAAAUGUCAAUCUGGAUUAAGAAAUUGGAAAAUAUACGAUUUUUAAUGAAACUUACUAUUGGAGAUUUCUCUUAAGACGGUUUGAGAAUAAACUCUUCAAUCUCGCAUUAAUUUGCAAUAUGUUACAUAAUGGAUGAAAGAAAUGGAUAUCGCGGAACUUGAAUUGCUCUCUGUUUGAUGUGCAAAAAGAAUAUUAUAAACUUUCUCUAUAAAAUUCUCUCUAACGACACGAGGAUGUGCCUCAAGUAUGACUCUUGGAAUUUAUGUCGAUCCGAUAGAAAGCAAAUCAUUAGGAUCAUCAUCAUCAUCAUUAUCAUAAUCAUUAUCUGCAAAUAAAUUGACCACAUCUUUCGGUAAUCAGACCGCGUCUUGUUUUUCACAAAAAAAAAGAUAAUCGAUAUGUUUCUUUCUCUUCUUUUCUAGUCUCGUCUUUGAACCUCUGUGUGGUGCUGUUAGCAAUUAAGCACUUUUAAGUGCGAGAGAAUUUUAUAUCCCGCGAAAGACUUCUCUCUACACAACAAGAAACGAGGGAUGGCGAAACAUUUAGCAAAAACUAUUAUAGAAUCCUAAGGCGUUUGCGAAAGUGAAAGAAAAAGAAAGAAAAAAGAAAAAAUACGAGCCGAGAGUGGCCGCGCGUUUUAUGGGGACAUGAACAUUUCAUUAUUAAAUCAAACUGUUGAAGACUGUGUGACACGCGCACAUUUUUUAUUUUGUCACGAAGAAAUUAUUAUAUUGCGAAAUUCGUAUGAUGGUCUUAGAAUGUCACUAUUCGACCGAGACGCUCUGUCCCCAUGAUUUUUAGAAUAAGUGGCGAAAUAAAGAUUACCCAAUACUCUGGAAACUAUACGAAUAAAGCUUACCAAUGAUUGUA